GCGGAAAAAAAUGUAAUGCUCUUGCGGUUUGGUUGAUGUGUAUAAGGAGCGAUUGUAAGCAGCAUAAGCGACACUUCUCAAAAAUGUGUAAUGUGGAGCUUGGUAAAUCAUCGUUUUCUAAAAUACGAGCAGCGCAAUGUGGAAGUUAUACUGGAAAGUCACAGAGAUCGCCGUAGACUGGAAACACCCAAAAGUCUACAUUAAAAAUAAUGGCUCAUAGUCAGAUGAAUGUGGUGAAGUUCUAUCAAAGCGUUAUAGACGAUGUCAUAUCUGGUGUACGGGAAAACUUCCUUGAUGAAGGAAUGGAUGAACAGGUAUUGCAAGAAUUGAAACAGUUAUGGGAAACGAAAGUCCUGUCUAGCAAAGCUGUCGAAGUAGGUCCAGACAAUUCAGAACCUCAGCCACCUCAGCUGUUAAUGACAAAAGGUAAUGGUGUGAGCCUUGGCAUGGUAGCGAAAACUGUUGCAAUGCCUGGACAGACGCAAAUACUAACGCCCGUUACGACGUCAAUGCAUAAUGCCAACAAUUCCCAGCUCCAUCUCCAGCAACAUCAUCAAACACAACAGUUACAGCAGCAGCAGUCUCAUCAGCAGCCUCAUCAGCAACAAACCUUGCAGCAGCAACUGGUGCAUCAGCAGACGCAACAGGCCAGUGCCCCUCCACAGCCCACACAACAAACUGUAAUUGUGGCAGACCCAAACAAGACAGUGCCAGUACAGAUAACACUGCCUGCUCCUGCAGGCACUGUAACCAUCCACGUGCCUGUAUCAGCUUUGCAGGGGAAUACGCUACAGACGUCGCUGACGGGGCCCGUCAUUACUGCUGCAAUGGCCCUGCCUCCCCAGGUUGCUACCACAUUGCUGCAGCAACAUGUACUGGCUGCACUGCAGGCUGCACAACAGCAGCAGCAACAGCAGCAGUCACAGCAACAGCAGCAGGCUGCAAUACAACAAAUCCCACGACAGACUGAUGGCCAGGAUGACUCUGACACACCUGGUGGAUCAGGUCACUCUCAGAGAACUACCGAAGUAAUAUUGCAGUUAGAUGGACACAAUGAUACAUCUGACGAAGAGGAUGAAGAUGUUGACGACGAUGGUGAUGAUGAUGAUGAAGACGAAACGGAGGACCGUGUUGAUGAUGAUGAGAAUGAGGAUGAAGCAAAUGGUGGUGGCCAAGAAGAGGAGCCACUCAACUCAGGUGAUGACGUAUCAGAGGAUGAUCCAACAGAUCUCUUUGACACUGACAACGUCAUUGUUUGCCAGUAUGAUAAAAUCACCCGCAGUCGCAACAAGUGGAAGUUCUAUUUGAAAGAUGGUAUAAUGAAUCUAAACGGCAAAGACUUUGUGUUCCAAAAGUCUAAUGGUGACGCUGAGUGGUGAGCCAUGAUACUUGAGACAGAAAUUAAGUCAGUUGUUUGUGCACGAUCACCGGGGAAUUAUUAUUUUUUGUUUAUUAGGGCAUUUUGUGCCCUAUAUUUCUAUCUUUGGUUUCUUCUAUGGACAUUUUCAAACACAAAAGUGCACUGCUGAGAGAUGCAAUUAUACAGAUAGACUUUUAAGUUUCCUUUUUGUCACAUACUUGUAACAUUUAAUUACAAAUUAUGAAAAUUUGUUGAAAUUAUCACAUACCAAAUAUAUAUCUAUACAUAUGUACGUGGGUGAAUGACUGAAUGAGUGAGUGGAUGAGCGUGUGUGGAAGUCAAAUGAGAAUGCUGAUGACAAACUCCCUCUCAAUCUGAUUUAACAUUAUAACAUACUGGUCUUGUAACAGGUUUAGUGUUGGAAGUUUUGUGACAUUAUUCAACAAAGGUGGUGUAAACUUCACUAACUGAGUGCUGAAACUUAGACUUAUCAGUGGACUUUGUUAAAGGCAAUGGAAUGAUUAAUUCUGAUCUCUAAAAUAACUGUAAUUGAUUCCUACCUUUGCGAGGAACUGUGACUUGUUAAAGUAGUGUAGAUACAGAACAUUUAAUGUGUAGUGGUGCCACUAGGUCUGCCAGGGUAAACUAAAUCCCAUCUUGGGCUGCUGCUGAUUCUUGUACUUGCUCAAUUGAAAUCUUUCAUUUAUUGCAGUACAAUUACUUUUCAUAGGUUCAAGAAGAGAAUAAGUAACAAUUUAUUGAAUGAGGCAAUGCUUUUAGCGUUUGGUUCUUUUAGUGCCCUACUAUGCAUGUGGCCAGUGUUCAGAAUAAGGCUGAGAAAAUGUUUUUAUUUACAAUAUUAAUGUAUUGUAAAAGACUGUCAUUAUGUAUACUUCAGUAAAUAUAAAUUAAAGCAGAUUUAAGAGGUGUUAAGAUUCUACUCUCUGAUGCAAUAUGCCAAAUUUUUAAAUGUGAUCUUGUUUUUAUUAUGUUUAUUGAAUGUAUUGUUUAAAUAUUUACAGUUGGUGCAAGGGAAGUCUGUAUCUUGUGCAUAAGGUGUGCCCGUGAUGCCCUAUAACUUUAUAUAACUCAAGUGUGUGAAGGUAUUUUCAACAGAAGAUACAUUCCUGUCCCUUUUAAUCUGAAAUAGAUCAUUACAUUAAAAAACUGUAAUGUUAGUUGUCACUCUAUGGAAUGAGAUGCCUUUCCAUAUUUCACAUGGACUGUAACAGUGAUCUUUAAACAAAAGAAGUGGAAGAUGUAUCAAAUGUACAGUGCAAAAUGAGACACUUCUAAUGGACUGCAACUUAGUCACAGUGUUGCUUUUUUUGUAAUGUGUAGAUAAUGCCAUCAUUUUGUGCACUUGGAAUAGGCACUUUCACUGAGAAACUCGAAAGACUUUUUAUAUUCACAAUUAUUGCUUGCUGUCAUAGGUCACUGCAUCAUGGAUAUGAGAGGGAGUGGGAUAUUUGUCACCUGCAAAUUUGGAUUGAAGCUGUGAAAAGUUACUAUUUAAAAUUUUCCUGUAUAAAAUGUUAAAUUUAAGACUAUUUUAAUAAAUUAUUAUAUGGCUA
Molecule: messenger RNA, 2934 nt
Organism: Schistocerca piceifrons (Central American locust)
Lineage: Eukaryota; Metazoa; Arthropoda; Insecta; Orthoptera; Acrididae
Product: transcription initiation factor IIA subunit 1-like
Exons: 4
Coding region: 210-1379 (389 amino acids)
Biological process (GO): transcription initiation at RNA polymerase II promoter; transcription by RNA polymerase II
Cellular component (GO): transcription factor TFIIA complex
Source: RefSeq, a predicted model, not a curated record